AUCCCGCAAUUGACAUCAGAGCUCCCUCGAAUUGAGUACCUAACUUAUUCACUUUCGAGCUUCAUAUUUCCAAACACUCCCUUUAACAGCAGUGCAAGACUACCCAUAGCAAUUGCUUAGCCACUCCCCCGCAUUGUCCCCCAGCACCCGGUACACAAGUACCACCCCCUCCCCCGAACAAUGCUUCAAACCCUCCGCACUCUACGCUCUCUCAACCCCACCACACGCACCAUCCGGAGCUUCUCAACCCACACAAUGGCCUCCUCACCACUUCGAAUAGGUUUCGUCCCAGAGCACUUCUCCACCCCCCUCGAGUUCGCGAAAAAACACCACGGCCUCUCCGCCACGCUCCUCCCCUUCCCCUCGGGAACCGGACACAUGGUCACCGCGCUCCAAGCCGGCGACAUCGACAUCGGCGUCGGGCUGACCGAAGGCUGGGUCUCCGCGCUCGGCAAAGCGCAAGCCGCGCGCAAGGACGCGGGAUUCCGGGUCGUGGGCACGUACGUCGAGACGCCUUUGUGCUGGGCGAUAUCGACGGGUGCGGCGCGGGGGGACGUCAAUGGCGUGGAAGACCUGCGGGGGAAGAGGGUCGGGGUGUCGAGGAUUGGGAGCGGGAGUUACGUUAUGAGUUUCGUGCUUGCGGAUCAGCGGGGGUGGUUGGGGGGGAAGGGGGGAGGGGAGGAGCCGUUUGGGGUGGAGGUGCUGAAUACGUUUAAGAGUCUACGGGACGGGGUUAAUGGGGGAGAGGCGGAUUUCUUCAUGUGGGAGCAUUUUACGAGUAAGAGGUAUUAUGAUAAUGGGGAGAUUAAGAGGGUUGGGGAGAUCUAUACGCCGUGGAGUUCGUGGAAGAUUGUUGCGGUGAAUGGAUUGUUGAAUCCGGAGAAUUGGUCGAGUGGGGAGGGGGCGGCGGCGGCGGCGUUGAAGGAGGAGCUGGAGGAUGCGUUGGUGAGGAUUAAUAAGGGGGUUAAGCAUUUCGAGGAGAAUCAGGAGGAGGCGGUGCAGUAUAUCAGUACGAAGCUGGAUUACUCGGAGGAGGAUGCUAGGGAGUGGCUCAAGACGGUGCGGUUUGCGGAUGAUGUGAGAGGGGUUGAUAGAGCGGUCAUUGAUAAGACCGUGAAUAUCCUGCAAAAGGCUGGUGUUUUGGACGACAGGGUAGAUGAGCAAGCUAUGAUUGGGCUUCAGCGAAAAUGAGCGACAGGAAUCUGUCUAGAAAAUGUAUAUUUGUAUAUUAUCGCUUAUAGCUAUGCGUGGUAUCUUUUGUGUAUAUGUGUGUAUGGUAUCCAUAUCUUCUGGAUCUGGUGUCGU
Messenger RNA from Aaosphaeria arxii CBS 175.79, 1305 nucleotides. RefSeq lists its product as uncharacterized. Bases 181 to 1191 code for a protein of 336 amino acids. The record is from RefSeq and is a predicted model, not a curated record. The transcript is spliced from 2 exons. Lineage: Eukaryota; Fungi; Ascomycota; Dothideomycetes; Pleosporales.